CACAGUGAGGUUGCCGCAGGGCAGAGGGGAAGCAGAGGAUGCUGGAGGCGUGCAGGUGGAGUGAAGACAGCGCCUGCGUGUGCAAGCCAGGGCACACGGGCCAGGUGCCGGGACCCAUGGGGCUCGCUGACUUACGGGGCCACCACUGGGUGGGAAUCCUGCUUGCAGCCUCGCUUUUGACCAUGUGGAGUCUGCCAGCUGCAGCCCAGUUCACCACCAAUGCCAACCCACUGACCAUCACCCAAGAACUGCUGUCCAGGCCCACCAUUUUGAUCAGCCAGGCUGUUGCCAUAGAACAGAGAGAAGAGGUGACCCUCUACUGCGACACCAGGGACGCCAACUUUACCGUCCACUGGUUCUCCAACGAUCUCCCCGUUGUGUUCCAUGAGCGCAUGCUGCUGUCCACAGAUGGCAAGACCCUCACCAUCCAGCCCGUGCAGCGGGAGGACUCCGUGCCUUACAAAUGCCCUCGGGGUUUCCACCAGGCCCAGAGCAGUGAUCCUGUCCUCCUGACUGUGAACUAUGGUCCUGACCCAUUCGAGAUCAAGGUGGAUUCUGGUGUAUCCAGCGGGGGAGUGGUUGAGGUGACAGAGGGCUCCACUGUGACCUUCUCUGUGGAAACACAGUCUCACCCACCUCCUGACUAUUCCUGGUUUUUCCACAAUAAUUCCACCCUAUCUUCCACCAAGAGAACGGUCACCAUCCAGGCUGUGUCCAUGGAACAUGAAGGCAUGUACAGGUGCCUGGUGUCCAACAGUGCCACCCACCUGCUCCGCCUGGGUGCUCUUCAAGUCCGAGUCCUUGAAAUGCUGCCCAAGCCUCACAUUGUGUCCUCAAGCCUGACUCCCGUGGAAAAUGCCAGCUCUGUGACACUGACCUGCCAGACCUCCCGCAAGGUGACUGCAGUCCUGUGGUUCCUGAGGGGCCAGGCCCUCCGGCCAAGCGAGCACCUGAUGCUGUCGGCCGGCAACCGGAGCCUGGUCAUCCACGGCCUCCAGCGAGACGACAUGGGCCCCUAUGAGUGCGAGGUGUGGAGCCGGGGCAGCCAGGCGCGAAGCGAGCCCCUCACGCUCACCAUCGGCUAUGGCCCAGAUCGAGUGGACAUCACCAGCAGGGCGGCGUCUGGGGCAGUCGGCACUAUCCAGGCAGAGCUCAACUCCAGCCUGACCCUGCAGUGUCAGGCAGAGUCCCAGCCGGGCGCUAAGUUUCACUGGACCCUUGAGCACUCCACCGCUGUGUAUGUGGGGGAGCAGCUAAUCAUCGAGGCCCUGACCUGGGAAUAUGAGGGCGUCUACAACUGCACGGCCUCCAACCCGGUGACCCACCUGGCCCGCUCUGCCUCCGUCCUGGUCAGAGUGGCAGGUCCCAGGUCUUCCCUGUCUGCAAGAGUCAUUGCUGGCAUUACCCUUGGGAUCCUGACUCUCAUUACCCUAUCCACAGGGCUGGGCUAUUUCCUCUGCAACAGAAACGCCAGACGGUUCUCAAGCAAAAAAGCGGAGGACCCCAUCCAGGAGGGAGCAACACCCACCUCUGCAGAGGGGCCCUGUGCAGUGUCCUGUUCCACCCCAGGCUGGCAUUCCCUUUCUCUAGACUGGCCGAGGCCCAUGUAUGCCAAUUUACCUGAACCUGAAGGACAGGUUGGAGUAAAAAAGGUACUACCCCCAGAACCCCCAGAGCAGUUUUAUGAGAAGGAUCUACCAUCAGCACCCCCCAGGAACUAUUCUCACAGCCCCAGAAAACCCCUGCCCAAAGUUUCUGUGGAUCCAUCGGUCCCCACUCUACCAAAAGGAAACAUUGAGUCAAACUAUGAGGUGCUUGUGAGCCCAGAACACAGCAUUUACUGCCAGAUCAUCCCCUGAGUCUCACGGAAGCAGAUAUCCUUUCUCCAGAAAUCCUCAAGGAAUCACGCUCAAUCACAUGUUCAAUGAAAUUUACCGGGUGUCUCUUCUAUCCCAGCCAUUCUCUUUGCAGACCUCGUGACGUUCUGUCUUAAUGUGUUUUUCAAGCGCUGGACCCAGCUCCCACCCAAUCUUGGGCUUUUGGUUCGUGUUUCUUUAAAAGCAAUAAAAACAGGGAGAGAGUGAUCCUGAAUUAGCGGGCCAAGGUUCAAGACCCAGAAGCUGGGGAAGCCUCGAGGACGGGCAAACACUGGUGGUGGACAUGGCAGCCAGGUGCGGGGGGUGGGUGUGAGCCGGCCAGAGGAGAGCAGGGAUGUACAC
This is a messenger RNA of Lutra lutra (Eurasian river otter), 2219 nucleotides long. It is a transcript of the gene CEACAM20, whose product is annotated as CEA cell adhesion molecule 20. Gene Ontology annotation, biological process: heterophilic cell-cell adhesion. The record is from RefSeq and is a predicted model, not a curated record. Gene Ontology annotation, cellular component: cell surface. NCBI's taxonomy places the organism in Eukaryota, Metazoa, Chordata, Mammalia, Carnivora, Mustelidae.